AUGUUCAGUGUUAGUGUCACUUUUCCGGCCACGUAAUUGUUUGUCCAGGAAAUCCCCGGUUUGCCGCAUAUCCAGAAUGGAAUCCAUGACUAGAUACUUGUCCCCAAUCAACCCAACAGUGUUUCCCCACCUGGCCACAGUUCUUCUGGCCAUUGGAACCUUCUUCACGGCCUGGUUCUUCGUCUUUGAGGUCUCCCGACCCAAGGAAUCUUUUGCCGGCAAUGGACAUUCCGCAAAACAGUCCAAGGAUGGUGUGAUUUUCAAGGAACUUCUUAUCAGUCUGUUUGCUUCAAUAUUCCUGGGCUUUGGCGUGCUAUUCCUGAUGCUCUCAGUUGGAAUUUACGUUUAA
Messenger RNA from Phlebotomus argentipes, 349 nucleotides. It is a transcript of the gene kud, whose product is annotated as transmembrane protein 258. The transcript is spliced from 2 exons. The record is from RefSeq and is a predicted model, not a curated record. Gene Ontology annotation, cellular component: membrane-bounded organelle. The coding region runs from base 77 to 349 and encodes 90 amino acids. Gene Ontology annotation, biological process: protein N-linked glycosylation. Lineage: Eukaryota; Metazoa; Arthropoda; Insecta; Diptera; Psychodidae.